This is a messenger RNA of Lampris incognitus (smalleye Pacific opah), 6440 nucleotides long. It is a transcript of the gene ank1a, whose product is annotated as ankyrin 1, erythrocytic a. Lineage: Eukaryota; Metazoa; Chordata; Actinopteri; Lampriformes; Lampridae. The transcript is spliced from 45 exons. The coding region runs from base 1 to 6114 and encodes 2037 amino acids. Gene Ontology annotation, molecular function: protein binding. Gene Ontology annotation, biological process: signal transduction. The record is from RefSeq and is a predicted model, not a curated record.
AUGGCACAAGCGGCCAAACACCUCCGCAAGAACAAGGAUUUAGAAGCCCUUGCCGAGCAGGAGCGCAAGGAGAAGGAGGAGGAAAAGGCCAAGAAGAGGAGUCGCUCGCGGGAUAAAAAACGCAAGGCCCACGCGGUGCAUCGCUGGCUAAUCGAUCAGGACAGUAGUGUGAGCUCUGAGAUGCCGGAUGGCCACGGAGUAUGGCACUUUGAUGAUGAAGCUGAUGCUGGAAACAGUUUUCUGCGGGCGGCCCGUUCUGGCAACCUAGACAAGGCCUUGGACCAUAUCAAAAAUGGCAUCGAUAUUAACACAGCCAAUCAGAAUGGGCUCAACGGGCUGCAUCUGGCCUCUAAAGAAGGCCAUGUCAAAAUGGUGCUGGAGCUUCUCCAUAAUGGAAUCGUACUGGAGACCACCACAAAGAAAGGGAACACUGCCCUGCACAUUGCAGCCCUGGCAGGGCAGGAGCAGGUGGUCACAGAGCUGGUUAACUAUGGGGCCAAUGUUAAUGCUCAGUCCCAGAAGGGAUUCACUCCACUCUACAUGGCCGCACAAGAGAAUCAUUUAGAGGUUGUGAAGUUUCUUCUGGAGAAUGGAGCCAAUCAGAGCAUUCCAACUGAGGAUGGCUUUACCCCUUUGGCCGUGGCUCUUCAGCAGGGACAUGAGAAUGUGGUAGCCCUGCUCAUCAACUACGGCACCAAGGGCAAGGUCCGCCUCCCCGCGCUGCACAUUGCUGCACGCAACGAUGACACACGCACAGCCGCAGUGCUCCUGCAGAAUGACCCCAACCCUGAUGUACUUAGCAAGACAGGAUUCACACCUCUUCACAUUGCUGCACACUAUGAAAACCUGAACGUAGCUCAACUGCUGCUCAACAGAGGAGCCAAUGUCAACUUCACCCCCAAGAACGGUAUCACACCUCUUCACAUUGCAUCCAGAAGAGGGAAUGUCAUUAUGGUCAGACUCCUUCUGGACAGAGGGGCUCAGAUUGAUGCCAAGACCAAGGACGAGCUGACCCCUCUGCACUGUGCUGCCAGAAAUGGACAUGCAAGGAUUAUAGAGAUCCUGCUGGACCAUGGAGCCCCAAUCCAGGCCAAAACUAAGAAUGGCCUGUCUCCAAUUCACAUGUCAGCCCAGGGGGACCACAUGGACUGUGUCAAGCUGGUGCUGCAGUAUAAUGCAGAGAUUGAUGACAUCACACUUGACCACCUUACUCCACUGCAUGUGGCAGCUCACUGUGGGCACCAUCGCAUGGCCAAAGUACUACUGGACAAAGGGGCCAAACCCAACUCCCGGGCACUGAAUGGCUUUACCCCACUGCAUAUUGCCUGUAAAAAGAAUCACAUGCGAGUGAUGGAUCUCCUCCUCAAGCACUCUGCAUCACUAGAGGCCGUGACUGAGUCUGGCCUGACCCCCCUGCACGUAGCCUCAUUUAUGGGUCAUCUCAACAUCGUGAAGAUCUUGCUGCAGAAGGGAGCAUCCCCCAGUGCCUCCAAUGUAAAAGUGGAGACUCCCCUCCAUAUGGCAUCUCGGGCAGGGCACUGUGAAGUGGCAGAGUUCUUACUGCAGAAUACAGCACCAGUAGAUGCCAAGGCCAAGGAUGACCAGACGCCGUUGCAUUGUGCAUCUCGAAUGGGCCACAAAGAGUUGGUGAAGCUGCUGUUGGAUCACAAAGCCAACCCUAACUCAACCACCACGGCGGGGCACACACCCCUACACAUAGCUGCCCGCGAAGGCCACGUACACACCAUACGCAUCCUACUUGACAUGGAGGCUCAGCAGACUAAGAUGACCAAGAAAGGCUUCACUCCACUCCAUGUGGCCUCCAAGUAUGGCAAGGUGGAUGUGGCAGAGCUUUUGUUGGAAAGAGGGGCUAAUCCUAAUGCUUCUGGCAAGAACGGUCUUACUCCUCUACAUGUUGCAGUUCAUCACAACAACCUGGAUGUUGUUAACCUGCUAGUCAGCAAAGGAGGGUCCCCACACAGUGCAGCCAGGAAUGGCUAUACUCCCCUCCACAUAGCUUCCAAACAGAACCAGGUUGAGGUGGCCAACAGCCUGCUGCAGAAUGGAGCAUCUGCAAAUGCUGAGUCACUCCAGGGUGUCACACCUCUUCACCUGGCCUCACAGGAGGGACGGCCAGACAUGGUCUCCCUGCUCAUUUCCAAACAGGCCAAUGUCAAUCUCGGCAACAAGAGUGGACUGACCCCACUCCACCUGGUGGCACAGGAAGGACAUGUUGGCAUUGCUGAUAUUUUGGUGAAGCAAGGGGCCUCAGUUUACGCUGCAACGCGGAUGGGCUACACACCCCUCCAUGUAGCAUGUCACUAUGGCAACAUCAAGAUGGUGAAGUUCCUACUGCAGCAACAGGCCAAUGUCAAUAGCAAAACAAGGGUCGGUUACACCCCUCUGCACCAAGCAGCCCAGCAGGGACACACAGACAUAGUGACAUUACUGCUGAAGCAUGGAGCUCAGCCCAAUGAGAUCACAGCAAAUGGCACAUCUGCCCUGGCCAUUGCAAAGAGGUUGGGGUACAUUUCUGUGAUUGAUGUCCUAAAGUUGGUCACCGAGGAGACAGUUUCCAUGACAACCACAGAGAAACAUCGGAUGAGUUUCCCCGAAACGGUGGAUGAGAUACUGGAUGUAUCAGAGGAUGAAGGAAUUGCACAGCUAACAAUAGGAGAGGAGCUGUUGGGGACAGAAGGGGCCAGGUACAUGAAGAUGGAUGACAUGAAAGACCAUGAUGACGAUUUCCUCUCCCCCAAGAAAUCGCUGGAGUACGAGAGAGGGCUGGGCACUGCAAAUUACUCACCGGCCAUUCCCAGGAUUCCCUGUGUCUCUCCAGAGACAGUUAUCCUGAAAGAGCAUGAGAUCGAUCAGCAACAUACUCCACUCCCUCUACCAAAGGAAUAUGACGAAGACUCCCUGAUUCCCAGUAGCCCUGCAACUGAGACGUCAGACAAUGUCAGCCCAGUGGCCAGCCCAAUACACACAGGGUUUUUGGUCAGUUUUAUGGUGGAUGCUCGAGGUGGUUCAAUGCGAGGCAGCAGGCAUAAUGGCCUGCGUGUCAUUAUACCCCCGCGAACCUGUGCUGCCCCCACACGCAUCACCUGCCGCCUGGUGAAGCCCCAGAAGCUGACCACCCCACCACCUCUAGUUGAAGGGGAGGGAUUGGCUAGCCGAAUCAUCUCCCUUGGCCCAGCCAGUAUGCAGUUCCUGGGGCCAGUGAUUGUGGAAAUCCCUCACUUUGCUGCUCUGGGUCGUGGAGACAGAGAGCUGGUGGUGCUGAGGAGUGAGAAUGGCUCUGUCUGGAAGGAACACCGUAAUCGCUACGGUGAUGAUGUUCUAGAAACAAUCCUCAAUGGGAUGGAUGAAGAUCUGGAGAGUCAAGAGGAGCUUGGGAAGAAACGUAUUCGACGAAUCAUCUCCACCGACUUCCCCCUUUACUUUGCUGUUGUGUCACGUGUCCAGCAAGAGAGUGACCUGAUCGGUCCAGAAGGGGGUUUGCUGACUAGCAAACUGGUGCCAAUGGUCCAGGCCACGUUUCCUGAAACAGCAGUCACCAAACGAGUCCGCCUGGGGCUGCAGGCCCAGCCUGUGCCAGAUGAGCUGGUCGCAAAGCUGCUGGGUAACCAGGCGAACUUUAGCCCCGUGGUGACUGUGGAGCCGCGACGCCGCAAGUUCCACCGACCCAUCGGCCUUCGUAUCCCCCUGCCCCCAUCCUGGAGGGAGAGCCCACGUGACUCUGGGGAGGGAGACACAACCAGUCUACGUCUGCUUUGCUCAGUCAUAGGGGGCACAGCCCCAGCCCAAUGGGAAGACAUUACUGGCACCACAAAACUCAUGUACUCCAAUGACUGUGCCAGUUUCACAACCAAUGUGUCAGCACGGUUCUGGCUGGCAGACUGUCCUCGGACAGCCGAAGCCGUUUCCUUUGCCAACCUACUCUACAGAGAGCUGUCAGCUGUGCCCUACAUGGCCAAAUUUGUGGUGUUUGCCAAGAUGAAUGAGAUCCGAGAGGGGCGCCUACGCUGCUACUGCAUGACUGAUGACAAGAUGGACAAAACCCUGGAACAACAUGAGAACUUCACAGAAGUGGCUCGCAGCAGAGACAUAGAGGUUAUGGAGGGAAUGCCAUUACACCUGGAGUGUUCAGGAAACCUGGUACCAGUGAGGAAGGCCACCCAGCAGCCUCGCUGCUUCAGCUUUCAGGCCUUCAGAGAUAACCGUCUCCCUGUAUCUGUAAAGGUGAGAGACAGCAGUAAGGACCCUACUGGCUUUCUGUCUUUCCUGCGCAAAUCCACCAAGUAUGAGGACAGCCAACAUGUGCUUUGUAACCUCAACAUUACCAUGCCCCCAUGUAUCAGGAUUGUAGGAAGUGAGGACCGGAGGCGAACUCUGACCCCGUUGGCCCUAAGAGAGAGAUACAGCGCACUUAAUGAGCCUGCCAUGGCAUCAAUGAGUGCCAUGGAAAGGACAGAGUUGAAGAUGGCUUUGAUUGCAGAACAGCUGGGGCUAAGCUGGGCUGAGCUGGCACGUGAACUUCAGCUUAGCGUGGAUGAUAUCAACAAGAUCCGCGUGGAGAAUCCUAACUCUCUACUGGAGCAGAGCUCUGCUCUGCUCAACCUAUGGGCCACACGUGAGGGCAAGAAGGCCAAGAUGGAGAGUUUGUAUGCAGCUUUAAAGAGUAUUGACCGUAUGGACAUAGUCAACAUGCUGGAGGGUCAUCCCCCUCAGGCUGCGAGACAAGGGUCCUGUGAACUUGGCAGACGCAGACACAGUGAGAGAGACCACCUCUCUCCUGGCAUGUCGAAUGGUUAUGGGCUGGUGCAGGAAGAGCUCCUCUCACCGGCUUCCAUGCAGUACAGCCUGCCCUCCCCGCUGGGCGCUGAGCCCUACUGGCAGGAAGUCUCCAGUAUGGACUGUGCGCCCAUUGCCACAACGGAGGAGGACACGCUCAUGGAGAUGUCAGACGUCCAGGUGUGGCCCUCAGGCAAUAGCCCCUCGCUGGUGGCUGUGGAGGACUCCUCGCUGGAGUGCAGCAACGCAGACGACUCAGAGGGCUUACUGGGUUUGCCCUAUGGAAGCCUGGGUCGGGCAGUCAGUCAGGCCAGCGCUGCCAGUGGAGGAGGGGGGCUCAGUGGCUCCAUGGAGCUGGCCGAGGACGAUUCAGAGAUGGGUGUUGACUCACUCAGCACUGCCACACCAGCCUCGCUCGGGGGCACCAUCGCUGGGAUUAAUCUUAAUGGACUGAACAAUAGUCAGGGGUCAGAGGCAAGUUCGGAGGUAUCAGCAGUCACUAAUAUGACUGAUGGAGCUGAAAAAGGAGGAGGAGGAAGGGGAGGACGAGGUGGGACAGGCUCAGAGGAAGGGCUUUCUCUUGUUGCAGGACAGCAAAGGGUGUAUGCCCGGCUGAGCGAGUCACCUGGUCUGAGCUGUGUAGCAGAUCACAAUGGAGACAGGUCAGGUAAUGGUGGUAGUGGAAGCAGCGGGGGCUCUUUCUUAUCCUACCUGCAGGAGCAGACGGGCCCCGGCUGGAUCCCUGUUACUGACCCAACUCAAGCCUGGAUGGGCAGUCAGGGUAAACCCAGGCAGGCAAUGGAUGCCAUGGUGUCAUCUGUACACAAUGCUGUGGAUGGAGACCAGUCCCAUGUGUCCCAAGAGGCCUUGCUUCAGCCAGUGAGGGACAUGGGACACUCAGAGAUCCUGCGAGGGCACUUCAGAGGUACCCAGCCUUUUGAGAAGGGCUUGGGCUUCCCUCACAGGGUGCCAGACCUGAGGACCUGGGAGGACAUGCACCUAAGGGGCCAGGGUGAUGAGGUAGAAGACCUUCCUGGGGAGCAUGUAAGCGAGGAGCAGUUCACGGAUGAACAUGGAAACAUUGUCACCAAGAAGAUUGUGAGGAAGGUUGUACGCAGAGGGAAGGGUUCAGGGGAGGACAGUGUUCAGGAGGUGAGCAUGGAGGGCUCUCUGCUGGAUGCCAACGAGCUGGAGGCCGAUGCUGAGCUGUUCAUGAAUUAUGCCAUCCUGGGGCAGGACAGCGGCAAGACGGAUAUUGUGGAUGUGAAGAAAGGUGCUCAGAUAGUGAAAUGUGCCAGUCUGCGGAGAGUAAAGCAGUGAGGCAAACAGAGUACCGCGUCGCCGCAGGGUUCUCCACAGGAUCCAACCCCCUCACCACGGCCAUCCUACUUAGACACAUGACCGGUAGCAGGAGACAGGAAGAAGAACACCCAUGAAAAGGCAGACAGCAAGAAAUGAACAGCAACAGACACCAACUCAGUAAUAACCACAAUGGCUAUGCCAACUAUCAGCACGCACCCGAAAAGAAGGAAAUGGAUUUACUUGUAGUUUUUCUCACCUUUUUUUUUCUUUUUUUUUUUAAAGAAACAGACAUCUACUGUUAGGUUAGAAGCAUGGUUUCGUAUAAAACAAAAACCAAACACAAA